CAUCCACUCAGUGCAGGAUGAUUCGUUCACUGGUACUAAUCGUCGUUCUCGGCUUAGCCGCAAGCACCCGACUGCAUCGGGGCAGACCGUUGCACAAGCAUGGGAUGCUCGGAGAGCCUCGAUCGACAUCACGGCAUUCUUUCGGUGAGGCUGAAAUCCGCUGGCACACCCAACGCAUGAACCACUUCGAUCCAGCUGAUCGUCGUACCUGGAAACAGCGGUACAUGGUAAAUGACGAAUUCUACCGAGAAGGUGGCCCCGUUUUUCUGCUACUCGGAGGAGAGGGCGAAGCUUCGAUUUCUUGGGUCGAGAAAAAUACUCACGUCAUGCUGAUGGCGAAGAAGCACAACGCUCUCGUAUUCCAACUCGAGCACCGCUUCUACGGUCAGAGCCGUCCGACCUCGGAUCUGUCGACGGAGAACCUGGUUUACCUAUCGAGUGAACAAGCGCUAGCGGACGCCGCACACUUCCGUAACGUGAUCACCAACCGAAGAAACCUGUCACCGGAUGCCAAAUGGGUUGUUUUCGGGGGCUCUUACUCUGGAUCUCUCGCUGCAUGGUUCAAACUGAAAUACCCGCAUCUGGCGGUCGGUGCCGUUGCUUCUUCUGCUCCUCUACUGGCCAUAAUCGAUUUUCAAGAUUACGUACGGGUGGUACGCGAUUCUCUCGGCAGCAGUUGCAGUGCCAAAGUGAAGGAUGGCUUCCAGGCACUCCAAGUCAAAGCCGCGCGUCGGUCGUCUUGGCCGGACAUCGACAACGAGUUCAAGACUUGCGUGCCUUUCGACGGCUACAACAGCUUGAACUUGCAGAACUUCUUCCAGACCAUCGCCGGAAAUUUCGAGGGGAUCGUGCAAUACAACAAAGAUCAGAGGAUGGAAGGGCGAACGAACAUUUCGAUCGACGAUUUGUGCCGCCUCAUGGAGAACGCCCCAACUCCUCUGGAAGGUUUAGCGUCUGUCAACGACCUGCUCCUCGAGUCCACAGAUUCGAAAUGCCUGGAUUACGACUACGCCAAAUUCGUUCGCGAAAUGAGAAACGUCAGUUACUCCAGCGUCGCGGCAGAGGGCGGACGGCAAUGGACUUAUCAAACCUGCGUGGAGUUCGGAUUCUUCCAGAGCUCCGACGCUGAGGACCAACCUUUCGGUGAUCUGUUCCCGGUCGAGCUCUUCAUACAGCAGUGUCGAGAUAUUUUCGAUGAUUUCUUCGAUCAAUCGAUGUUGGACAACGCGAUUUUCCGUACAAAUACCGAGUACGGAGGUCAGCAGCCGAAACUCACAAACGUGACCUUCCCGAACGGUUCCAUUGAUCCAUGGCACGCACUGAGUAUUCUCAAAAACCUAUCAGACUCGGUGACGGCUCAUUUCAUCGAGGGAACCGCCCACUGCGCGGAUAUGUAUCCGCCCUCCGCCGAGGACGACGAAACGCUCACCGCAGGCCGUCAGAAGAUCGAAGCAGAGGUUGCCAAGUGGCUACAGUGAGGGAACUCCAUUGCGACCGCAGCUCAGAAGUGGUUUCAAGUCAAUUGAAUUUUAUAAAAUACGCGCAAAUAUUCGCUGUCGAUGAUUCGGAAGAGAAUAAUGAUUGUCGUUCUCUCUUACGCU
Galendromus occidentalis (western predatory mite) is the source of this 1601-nucleotide messenger RNA. RefSeq names its product putative serine protease K12H4.7. Gene Ontology annotation, molecular function: serine-type exopeptidase activity; dipeptidyl-peptidase activity. The transcript has a single exon. Bases 18 to 1478 code for a protein of 486 amino acids. Gene Ontology annotation, biological process: proteolysis. The record is from RefSeq and is a predicted model, not a curated record. Lineage: Eukaryota; Metazoa; Arthropoda; Arachnida; Mesostigmata; Phytoseiidae.